Linum trigynum is the source of this 1527-nucleotide messenger RNA. The record is from the annotation of a GenBank genome assembly. Lineage: Eukaryota; Viridiplantae; Streptophyta; Magnoliopsida; Malpighiales; Linaceae.
AUGCUCUCUCAUCCCGCUUCGCCGGCAACCGAUCUCAACCCAUCGGGAAGGCCACCGGACGUGUUGCAACCCAUCCCAGAGGAAGGAGAUGGGGCUGAAGCUGCGUCUCCAAACCCUCGACCGGACGAGACGUCCAUGUUGAUAGAUCCUGCACCGCUGCCGUUACCAAAGGGUAUCACCGAGCCUUCCCUCGCUGUGGUGCCGCCUGUUUCUUACGCGAGUAUCGUAACAGGGCAGACCCAAGAAGCCAACAAAUCGAAGAGCUUGUGGAUGCCGGUUGGGGAACAUGAUCUGAUACCGGGGACCUUCAACGGAGAACCGGAGCUGAAAGUCUCUAAUGCCUUCAGAGAAAAGCUGUGUACUCAAUGGAAGCGUACCCUGGUGGUACGUACCAUGGGGUUGAACAUCUCCUUUCUGACAUUCAGCAAUAAAAUUAAAGCUAUGUGGCGUCCGACUGGAUCGAUCGACAUCAUGGCGCUAGAGCAAGAGUGUUUCUUGGUGAAGCUGGAUAAUGAUACAGACUAUUUUCGAGCGCUAACAGAGGGACCCUGGACCAUCUUCGAUCACUAUUGUAUAGUCUUCCAAUGGACGCCGGCGUUUCGCCUGUCCGAUGAGCUGCCGAAGACGAUGGUGGUCUGGGUUCAACUUCCAGCCUUCCCGAUUCAUUUCUACCAUCAAGAGAUUCUGUUCUCAUUAGGGAACCUGAUUGGGCGAGCAAUCAAACUGGAUUUCCACACGCAGCAUCAACAACGUGUCAAAUUCGCCCGGAUGGCCGUCGAGCUUGACUUGUCCAAACCCCUGGUAACUCGCAUUCGGCUGGAUGGCAAAUGGCAGUACAUAGAGUAUGAAAAUCUGCCGAAUGUGUGUUUCGAGUGUGGAAAAGUAGGGCACAUGACAGCGACCUGCCCAUCCCUGCGCGAACCUACACUUUCGAUUGUGGCCGGAGCCGUCACCAAGGCGCCGGAAAAAAAUUCGGAAGACUCGUCGGAGGACAAGGCUGGGUUCGGUCCGUGGAUGCAGGUAACACGACGAUCACGGCGGAGAAAUCGGGCCCACGAGAAAGGAAAUUCGGAUGGCAAUCAGGGAGAUCUCAUGGCUGAUGGAAAAAUCGAGAAAGGAAGGUCUGGGACGAAAAUUGUGGAAAGUUUGUCAGGAAAUAAGGGGGGGAAUAAGGCUUCGCAGGGCCAACGGGUAGAAAAUCACAAACAAGGCAAGCCUGAUAAAGGGAAAGUCUCUGAGGGUUCGUCGCAAAAAGGGAAAGAGAAAACAGGAAAGGCUUCAGCGGAAACGUCGACAGGCGGCAAGGGUGUUCUGGGCCCUAUACCUUCAAAGCAAAAGGCCUUAAACUUGGGGCCCAACAGGCCAGAGUUGGAUCAAGGAAUGAGACGGGAUGUGGGAUCGAUUGAUUCGGACAGCAGUGAUGGGCCUAACCACAAUAAAACCAAAGCUGUUUCACAAAAUGGACUUGGUCCAUCUAGCUCCGACCCUCCGCCAACGCAUCUGGUCAAAGGCCCAAACAACACCUAG